UAAUCAAUGGUUACUAGGAUCACACCGCUUCUUUCAUAAGAAAUAUCCCAACUUUUAUACAGCUGUUUUUUUUGGAUACUUCAGCAUGAUUAUGAUUAUUUUGAAAACACGCCACCAUGAUGAUCCCAAACAGAUCCAAGAAAUGAUACGUUCCGGGGGCGGAUCGGGUCCGCAGUCGCUUCUGCUUUCAUUAUCACUCUUCCCAGGAUCACACCACCUCUACCCUGAGUCAGAAGACACCAUCAGAUUGGUCUUUUGUGUGCUUUGGAUAUUCGUGGAUCCCUGGUUUGGACUGAGUAUCCGCUUGGACAUGAAUGUGACCUGAAGAGUAAGAAGAUGGCUUUUUCUUCCAUCAUCAUCGCUGUGCUUCUGCUCUGCCUCUUAGCCAGUGGCUCCAUAGGCCCUCAGGCUGAUUGUGAUGUGUACGCUGCAACAGGCUCAAACUUUACUGUGCGACUUCAACAUGUGUUAAAAGACUCGGAUAGCCUGAGAUGGUUCCAGGAUGAAAACCAAAUCUUUUAUCGCAGAAGUAAACAGGUGAUCAGAGGGAAAAAUUAUGAUGUUGAUUCAACUGGAUCACUAAAGCUGACACAACUGACCAAAGACAAGUCAGGACGAUACACCCCACAGGUUCACAGAGCAGAUGGAACCAGUGCAGGAGAUUUACCAAGUGUGCGUUUGUGUGUAUUAGACCCUGUGCAGAAGCCCAAAGUAACAGUGACGUGUGAUAAGACAAAAGUCACUUUUACUUGCGAUGCUGGUCAGGAUGAGAAGAUCGAAUGGUUUAUGGAUGGUGAAACGGUGGCAGAAAAAGAGAAGACGCUGACAAGACCAGCCGAAGACGUGCUAAAUGCUCGUUUCUCUUGCAAUGUUUCUAACCCCGUCAGCUCUGAGAUCAGUCAGCCUGUUCAACAAGACUGCAUUAAGCCCUCUGAUCACAGUGGGAUCUGGAUUGCUGUGGGUAUUUGUAUUUGUUUGGUGGUAAUCCUUGUCAUCAUUUGCUGUGUCCAGUCCAGAUGGAAAAAGUAGGAGAAGGAGCUUCGUUUGCAGAUCACUCAAGAACAGCAGCAGCUGUAGUGAGAGCCUGCAACACUCAAAUAACUGAGCUAAACACCAUUUUGGCCAGCAGCCUCCCAGAACCUCUGAGGGAGACAACAGGAAGAAAUACAAUCAUUAUCCAGCCUCAGUGAUGAGGUGAAAGACUGUGUUUAGGACCCCUCAUUUGUUUACACUGACUGUAUAAACCGGGUUAAAUAUUUUUUGUAGGUUUUGGGUUUCCCUUGUAUAAACAUACUCCAAUUUUAUCUUUAAACAGUUGGAAUUUUCUUUGUAGCAUGGCCAUCUCUGUAGUCCUCUCGGUUGUGGACUCUGGGAUUUAUAUUACAAGCAAAAAGUAUCUCAAAGCCAUGCAUUCAUUUACUGUUUCUGUUUUAAACUGCUUGAAAGGGACUGACUUGUAUUUUCAGACCCAUGAAUUUUCCUAUAAACAUCAGUUUGAAAUGUU
Molecule: messenger RNA, 1504 nt
Organism: Oreochromis aureus
Lineage: Eukaryota; Metazoa; Chordata; Actinopteri; Cichliformes; Cichlidae
Product: CD48 antigen-like
Exons: 8
Coding region: 337-1029 (230 amino acids)
Source: RefSeq, a predicted model, not a curated record